Molecule: messenger RNA, 1014 nt
Organism: Aspergillus niger
Lineage: Eukaryota; Fungi; Ascomycota; Eurotiomycetes; Eurotiales; Aspergillaceae
Exons: 4
Coding region: 1-1014 (337 amino acids)
Biological process (GO): fatty acid catabolic process; acyl-CoA metabolic process
Cellular component (GO): peroxisomal matrix
Molecular function (GO): fatty acyl-CoA hydrolase activity
Source: RefSeq, a predicted model, not a curated record
AUGCAUGACCCAACAUCCAACGCAAGCCCAUCCUCCUGGGCAGAGCUCAUGGCUCUCCGCCGCCUACCCAACCCACCCAGCAGCAGAACUCGCGCCUUUGGCGGACAUGUCUACGCCCAAUCCGCAUACGCAGCCUCUCAAACCGUAGAGAAGGGGUUCGUGAUCCACAGCGUAAGCGGAACAUUCAUCCUAGGAGGCCUCCUAGACGUUCCAUACGAGUACACAGUGCGCCAUCUGCGCGACGGAAAGAUGUACUGCACGAGGUCCGUGGACGUGCGACAAGCGAACCAGAUCUGUUUCUCGUGCUUAUGUUCCUUCAAGCGGGGGGAGAAGCAGAGCGGGUUUGCGCAUCAGCCUGCACCUGUGCAGGAGCGAUAUGCGUCCAUUAUCUCUGGAAAGAGGGCGGAGGAUUACCCCGUUAGUCCGAGCGUGGAUGCAGAUUGGUGGAUUGAGGGGGUUAAGGCUGGCGAUUUGACGGAAAGGGAGUUCCCUGGGGUGGAUGUGCGAAAGGUUGAUAUGGGGACGUUCAAUCAAGGGGAGGAUGUGAAGAGUCAUCCGGAGAGGUAUCGGCAGUUGGCGAUGUAUUCGAUCAAGGGACUUCCGGUACUUGGGGAGGAGGAAAGGAGGGUGAGGGAGAGGGAGGAGGCGGGGGAGUUUGAUAAUUUGUAUGCAUGUGCGCAUAUGUAUGCUUGUGAUAGGAACUCGUUGUUGUUGAUUCCAAGGGCGUUGGGGGAGACAACGUGGUCGUCUAUGGCGAGUUUGAUGCUUACGGUUGUGUUUCAUGAGUUGGGAGAGGCAUUGCGGAUGCUUGAUUGGGGUUCUGAGGGAAAUGAGGGCGUGGGGAAGAAGUGGUUCAUACAGGAGGGGUGGACUCCUAGGUCUGCGGAGAAUCGGGCAGUUCAUGAGAGUUGGUUGUGGACUCCGGAUGGGAAGUUGUUGGCUACGAGUUAUCAGGAUAAUUUUAAACUGAAUACUCCUAAUAAUGAAACCAUAUCUACUAGGAGAAUCAUCUAG